AUUGGUCGAUUAGGCCGAGACCAUAAAACUGACCAAUGAAAUUUGUCGUUUUAUAACGUGAAGGAAUUUGUCGGCGUCGUAUAAACCUUUUUUGCUUUGAAAAUGGUCCGAAGUCAAAGCAAAAGUAGGGAAAGGAAGAAGAGCGGAUCAGAGCGGGGGAGGGAGAGAAAGAGGAAAAAUUCCUCUAGCAGUGGAUCUGGGUCCUCUAGUUCUUCACGUUCCCGAAGUAGAUCUGGUUCCUCCUCCUCCAGCAGCAGUUCCAGUGGAAGUUCCAACAGCAGCUCCUCUAGGUCUGGAAGUUCCAGUUCUAGUCGUUCGUCUUCAAGUGCAAGUGAGAAGGGGCGGGGAGGGAAAGCCUCCAAAAGGCAGCAGUCAGAUUCCCCAAAGAGAAGAAAGAAGAGUCCAGAGCCAAAGCCAACAAAAGUUCACGUUGGGAAGCUGACUCGGAAUGUAAACAAGGAUCACAUUAUGGAGAUAUUCUCCAACUAUGGCAGCGUAAAGAACAUAGAUAUGCCGAUGGACAGAGUGCAUUCAAACUUUAGUAAAUUAUUUGCAUAUAUUGAGUAUGAAUCGCCUGAGGAAGCGGAGAAGGCUGUAAAGUAUAUGGAUGGAGGACAAAUUGAUGGACAAGAAAUAUCAGCAAGUGCAGUGCUGGCAGCUAGACCUGUACGGGCACCUCAACGUCGGAGUCCACCCCGCAGAGGGCCACCAGCUAGAUGGGGACGACCUGCCUCGCCACGAUACAGAGACAGGCGAAGGACACCCCCUCCAAGAAGAAGAAGCCCCCCACCCAGAAGACGCUCUAGAUCAAGGUCGCGGUCCCCUGCCAAGAGGCGGCGAUACAGCCGGUCAAGCUCGAGUUCAUCACGUUGAAGAUUUUUUGUGUGUUUGUCUUACGUUUCGCAGAUUACAAAUUCUCAUCACCGUGAAAGUUGCAAGCUUUCAAUUCGACAUUUAAUGUAUUCUGUACUUGGUGUACUUUGAAAAUGAGCUACAACAAAGUUUGAGAAUUUUCAUGAACCACCAAUUUUGUGGUGUGUAAUAGUUCAUUUUUAUGAUUUUAGCAAGUAUAUACCAUUAUUGCACAUUAUCAUUGAAAAUUCAUUUGAAUAAAGUUUAUCAUCUUUUA
Magallana angulata is the source of this 1129-nucleotide messenger RNA. RefSeq names its product RNA-binding protein with serine-rich domain 1-B-like. NCBI's taxonomy places the organism in Eukaryota, Metazoa, Mollusca, Bivalvia, Ostreida, Ostreidae. Gene Ontology annotation, molecular function: RNA binding. Gene Ontology annotation, biological process: mRNA splicing, via spliceosome. The record is from RefSeq and is a predicted model, not a curated record. The coding region runs from base 103 to 873 and encodes 256 amino acids. The transcript has 6 exons. Gene Ontology annotation, cellular component: cytoplasm; nucleoplasm; ASAP complex.